AGUUAUCGAGUCAUUGACACUCCCCGGGGUGAUGGAAAAAUGUAUCCAACUUUAUUCCGUAUGACACCAGAUGACCGGGUCCGGUAUGAAGCUAUUUUUCAAUUAUUGCAGCAUUUAGGAUGGAACUGGGUUGGAAUAUUAUCAUCAGGGGACGGCAGCAGUGAUGAUGAGUCCCAAGAACUGAGUAAGAUGAUGAGACAACAUGGGAUCUGCACAGAUUAUAUCAUUCAACUUGUUGCGGAUAUUAAACAUGAUAUUCAGUCUAUAGGGACUAUAAGUAAAUCAACAGCUAAAGUUGUCAUAGUGUGUGGGCCUUACACAAACCAAUUUUAUCUCCUUGCUUCUCAUAUACACUCUGUUAUAGACAAUAUCACAUUCAUUUUUCCACCAUCAUGGAGUAAAAUAAAUAAUCUGUAUAACAGUCACUUUACACAAAUCAACUGCAGCUUCAUAUUUAUAUGGCCACCAACAUUCACCCUAGACCCCGAUAUGUAUAUUUAUGACAGGUUUUCUAACGGCUUACAUGACCCAAUACUGGAAGAUAUUUGGAUUUACUGGUUUCAGUACCUUUCCCCAAAUCUAUACAAAAAUGAACUUUUUGGGUUGAAUUUACAACCUCCUGGUAAUUUAACAGAUUGGUCAUUUAUAUUAACUACUGUUACACCUAUACCUUCCUAUGCAUACACGGCUGUAUAUAUUCUGGCCAGUGCUGUACAUGAAAUAUACAUGAUGAACAAUAAAUCUAAACAACAUGGAUUCCAGCACUUGCUGCACAAUGUGAGAAAUAAUUAUUACAAGGACUCAUAUGGAACCAAGAUCUACUUUAAUGAGAGGAAAGAAAUUGUAACUGAUCUUUUUUUACGAAACUGGAUUUUUCGUAAUGCUUCACAUAUUUUGUAUACCACAAUUUCCAUUCUUCGAAAACCAGACUAUAUGCCUCAAACAUUUCCCAAUAUGAGUAAUCCAUCCUUCUGGAAAAGCGGCAAAAUUCCGGUAUCUCGGUGCUCGGAUCCCUGUUUACCUGGCAGCAGAAAAAAGUUUGGAUUUUCUAUCCAUAAAUGUUGCUAUGAUUGUGUCUCGUGUCCAGAAGGAGAGAUCUCCAACAUUUCCGACAGUGAAAACUGCAUGAAAUGUCCUGAUGAAGAAUGGCCAAAUGAGAAGAAGGAUCAGUGUGUGCCAAAAUUGGUGGAAUUUCUCUCCUACACUGAUGAUCCCAUUGUUGCAGUAUUUUCCGCUGUCUCCACCCUCUCUUGUCUUCUGACUGGUUUAAUAUUUGGGAUAUUUAUACAUUACCAGGACACCCCAAUUGUUAAAGCCAAUAACCGGAACCUGAGCUAUCUUCUCCUGGUCUCCAUCAUGCUGAGCUUCCUCUGUGUCUUCUUGUUCCUCGGCCAUCCAGUAGAUGUGACCUGCAUGCUGCGUGUCACCUCUUUUGGUGUCAUCUUCUCAGUUGCUGUCUCUUCUCUACUUGCCAAAAGUAUCAUGGUGUGUAUUGCUUUCAAAUCCACCAAACCUGGGAGUCUCUGGAGUAAAUGGAUGGGAACCAAACUGCCCAAUUUUAUCAUUUGUGUCUUCUCACUGGUUCAAGUCAUAAUCUGUAUCACUUGGUUGUCUAUUUCUCCCCCCUUCCAGGAUCGGGACACUCACUCUUAUCAGGGGAAGAUCAUCAUUCAGUGUAAUGAGGGUUCAAUUAUUGGCUUCUACUCUGUCCUGGGAUAUAUGGGGCUUCUGGCAGCUGUGAGUUUCAUCAUCGCUUUUUUAGCCAGGACAUUACCGGACAGUUUUAAUGAGGCCAAGUACAUCACCUUCAGCAUGCUGGUGUUCUGCAGUGUCUGGAUUGCCAUGAUCCCGGCCUAUUUGAGCACCAGAGGGAAAUACAUGGUGGCUGUGAAGGUUUUUGCUAUAAUGGCCUCAAGUUCUGGACUUCUUGGCUGUAUAUUUUUCCCAAAAUGUUACAUCAUUCUGUUUAGACCUGACCUGAAUACAAAAAUAUUUAUCCAUUAAUAUUUAUGGAGGAACACUGGGUUACCAGUAGUUAUAACUUUUUUGCUAUUAAUGUUAAUUUUAGUAUUUUGUUAGCAUAUUAAGAAUGAACACUGUUACAUUUAAACAUUUUAUAUUUACCUCCCUGGUAAUUGUUUGCUCUCUUGAAGAACUAAGGAAACCGCCGGUAUCUGACACUUUGGGUUUGUUGGAAACCUUGUCCCCUGCUGGGUGUAGUGGUUCCUCCAACCGGCUGUUACAUCACUACAGAACAAAGUAGUCACUUAGUGAGGAGGAACAUCACAAAGUGUCAGAUAUUAGCACUACCCAUCGCUCUUCAAGAUGGUAACAUUUUCACAUACCGCCCUCCAGAAAGGUAAAACUUAAUUGUGACGGGAGGGCCCGUGGAACCCAGAAUCCCUUGGAAAGUAUGGGUUACCCUUGUUUUAGCUCCCCAUGCACCUCUUAUGUCUAAGUCCCCCUGUGCUAUUGUGGCACAGGGCGACUGAGAAAAUAUAUCUUGGAUUACUUCAACACAGAGCCUUGUCUCGUACUUGGGGGAUAAUUAUUCGUAUGGAUUUCUUGUUCAUCUGAUUGGAGUGUUCGGUAGCUGCCUUUGUGUUCAGGAAUGGAAUGUCCUAAACGCCUUUAAUCCCUUUCAUACUCAUUGUGUCGUUACAUUAAUCAUGUUUUUUUAUCAGCUGCUUGUAAUAUCAUAAUUAAUAUUUAUUAUUGUACGUAGAUGUAUCCAGCUAUAUUAAUAAAUUCAUUUUGGCUUGGUGUAUUUUAAAAUAAUUGGCAAUAUUAGUUGAAAUUGAUCAGUCAUGUUCUUAAUAAGUUCACAUUUUAGGUGAUAAGUUGAAUUAAUUUUACUUCCAAUAGUUUUUAUUGACCUUAUAAAACAGUAGAG
This is a messenger RNA of Rana temporaria (common frog), 2893 nucleotides long. Its product is annotated as vomeronasal type-2 receptor 26-like. Lineage: Eukaryota; Metazoa; Chordata; Amphibia; Anura; Ranidae. Gene Ontology annotation, cellular component: membrane. The coding region runs from base 40 to 2004 and encodes 654 amino acids. The record is from RefSeq and is a predicted model, not a curated record. Gene Ontology annotation, molecular function: G protein-coupled receptor activity. Gene Ontology annotation, biological process: G protein-coupled receptor signaling pathway. The transcript has 4 exons.